Molecule: messenger RNA, 1785 nt
Organism: Paramuricea clavata
Lineage: Eukaryota; Metazoa; Cnidaria; Anthozoa; Malacalcyonacea; Plexauridae
Source: the annotation of a GenBank genome assembly
AUGUCUGACUCAGAAUCGGAUUCAGAUCUGGCUGUUGAACAGUAUGAUCCAGAAGACAAUCUGAAUGCUUAUGGAUCGCCAGUCAUACAACCUGUGGACGAAGAGAUUUUGGCAGUUGCACCUGCACGUCAAAAUAUUGAAAGUAAUCGAACUCAAGUAAGUGUUCUUUUUUUAUGUUUAAAAAUAAUCACAUUUUAUAGUAUUUUAUUUAUAGUGUUUUUUGAACAGUAUACUACAGAACGUGUAUUUACAUAUUGAGUAUUUAUUCACUUAGUUUUGUGAAUGCAAGAAUACAUGCAGCAAGCGAAGUGGGAGGAAAAGACGUGGGUACCCGUGUCGCGAUGAUAUGCUUGCUUGCACUGAGCAAUGCUCUUGUGGAACAAAAAAAGCUCUUUGCAAAAACAAAAUAGCAGAGCAAGCUACUUCAGAUACGAACGCUGGAAGAAACGCUUUCGAGCGCCAUCGAAUUGCUGUUGAAGAAGCCAGACAACAAAUAACGGUAGGGAUAUAAAAGAACUUUGCCUUCAGUUGCCUUAUACCUACCUGUCUGGAAAGUUUAAAGCAAAAGUGCUGACUGAAUACAUCUUUAGUCCAUACAGUUUGUUCCAAGUUUGUGCCCUUCAGUUACUUUUAUAAACAACUGUACGACAAAAUUUGUAACGGAUGUGAUCAUCAUUUAAAUUCCAGUGUUGGUAGCCUGUAUCUUUGUGGUUGUAUUAAAAUGUUCAGCACACGUGUAAACAUGCAGAAAAGUAUUGUUGGCUUUUAAAUAUUAAUAUUUACUUUUGUUACAGGACUUUAUUACCAAUUUAAAUGGAGAGCAAAAGGACAAAAUAUUGUUAGAAAUAUUGUCAAAUGGCAAAGGAAGUUUGGAUUUUGCAAAACAUCUAGUGCAAUUUGGAGGAGACCCAUGCAGCCUCUGUGUGGUCAUUUGUAAGUUAAUUGUUUACUACAUAUGAUAAUUAGGUGUUACUGUAAUUAGUAUAUAAUGCAUGGUUGAACAUGUAGUUUUUAGUUCUUAAAUAAUAAUAUAUCGAGGACUUUACAUGGUGUCAGGUGUUUGGGGAAGUGAAAUAAUCGGAAAAGAGAAAAACCCGGUCGAUAAUAUAUUUUCGAAUGGCGACAGCACAGAUCCCUUUGCCUGAAAAGUUAGAUUAAAAAAAGCCAGAAGAUUGGAAGUGAUGGAUAGAACGCUUUGAAUGCUAUCGCGUUGCAGCGGGACUUGAUGACAAAGUCCAGAUAAACACUUUGGUUUAUGCAAUAGGUGGAAAUGCCAACGAUAUCUUGAAAAGCUUUCAUCUCAGCGAAAAAGACUAUGUCUACGAGACAGUUAUUCAACAAUUCGCAUCGCAUUUUGUGGGACGGUCGAAUGUUAUAUUCGAACGAGCUCGCUUUAAUAAACGUGUACAAGGCGAGAAAGAGUCGGUGAUCGAUUUUAUCGAAGCGCUAUACGAAUUAGCAGAGACAUGCCAGUUUGGAGAUCUAAAGAAUGAACUUAUACGAGAUCGUAUUGUGGUUGGUAUUUGAAAUGCAAGUCUAUCGCAAAAGCUGAUGCAAGACGAGAAAUUGACUUUGGAUAAAGCUGUAAAAGAAGCCAAAAGUUCAGAGUUAGUCAAGCAUCACCACAUUAUCCUUCAGGGAGACGGCGAAGAUGGAAAAAUUAAUCGCCUCCGCAAGACUAAGGGACAAAAUAAACCAAAACCGCCAGAGAACUCGAAAGGAGAGCAAAUUUUGAAACCGUAUCAAGCCGGUAAAAGUCAAUGUUAUCGAUGUGGGAAAUCGCCA